GGUCAGGCGCAUGCGCAGAAGCGGUCUCCUUCUCUCCCUUAAGCGUCGCGCCGGCUUCCCUCGCGGUCGGCCUUUGAGCUUCUCCCCGCUCCCCUUCGUCGAGCCAGCGAAGCCGGGCGUCGUCGGGCCAUGGCGGACGCGGCGCAGAACGGGCCAAUGCAAGGCGGCGCGGGCGGAGGAACGGUGCAAUUUCUGAUGACUAACAAGUUGGACACGGCAAUGUGGCUUUCUCGGAUAUUCACAAUUUAUUGUUCGGCUUUAUUUGUCCUUCCUCUUCUAGGGUUGCACGAAGCAGCGAGCUUUUACCAGAGGGCUUUGCUGGCGAACGCGCUCACCAGCGCCCUGCGUCUCCACCAACGGCUGCCACAUUUCCAGCUAAGCCGGGCAUUCUUAUCUCAAGCCUUGUUGGAGGACAGUUGCCACUACCUUCUGUACUCCCUCAUCUUCGUUAAUUCCUACCCCGUCACAAUGAGCAUUUUCCCUGUCCUCUUGUUUUCGUUGCUUCAUGCUGUGACCUACACAAAGAAAGUUCUUGAUGCCCGGGGCUCAAAUAGCCUGCCUUUUCUAAGAAAUCUGUUGGACAAGUUGAACGCUAAUCAGCAAAACAUCUUAAAAUUUAUUGCCUGCAACGAAAUCUUCUUGAUGCCAGCUACCGUGUUUAUGCUCUUCAGCGGACAAGGAAGCUUGCUGCAGCCUUUUAUUUACUACAGAUUUCUUACGCUCCGUUACUCUUCUCGCAGAAAUCCUUACUGCAGGACCCUCUUCACGGAGCUGAGGAUUGUGGUUGAACAUCUCAUCAUGAAGCCUUCGUGCCCUCUGUUCCUGCGAAGGCUGUGCGUCAGCAGCAUUUCUUUUAUAAGCAGACUGGCCCCCACGAUUGCGUAGCCCAGCCUGGAAACCCUGCGUGCGUCUCUCUUUCUCCUCUCUCUCUAUAACGAACAUUCUGAGCAGCUGGUAUUUCUGCUGGUGAUUUAUAUAAAUUCAAGAUCUCCGUCAAGGUUGUAUAGAAACGGUUCCUUCCAAGAAUUCGGUUUUUUUGUGGCGUGUAUCUUUAUCUAUAUGGGUUGUUGUUGUUUUGUUCUUUUUUAAAGUCUGUUUUUUUUUUCUUUCCUCAAGCCACUUGGAUCUCUGUAUUUUGUGGAGGAUGAGCACCUCUCACCUUAGGCAAAAAUUUUCAUUUUUAGGCGAGCAUUGCUCUGUGUUGUACAAUAUGUUUUUUUUUUUAAUGUGUCGUGGUCUCAUCCAUACCGAAAGCAAAAUGUUUUCUUCAAACCAAGAAACGAUGUCAGGCUGCGCUGUCUGGGGGGGGGUUGUGUCUUAACAAGCUACGGUUGGGUAUUCCUUGGGCUUUGCAUUUGAAAUUACCUUCCUGUGCAGUACAUUUGAGUCAGUAUUCCUUCGGUGAAUAAAAUGCAAGUCAGUUAAAUCAUCCUGCUCAACCCAAAUCAGUUGGCAUCUGUUCUGAACAUGAACAAUCGGGCGGAACAUUUUAAUGGUGUUCUUCUGAUUU
This is a messenger RNA of Notechis scutatus (mainland tiger snake), 1510 nucleotides long. It is a transcript of the gene TMEM33, whose product is annotated as transmembrane protein 33. Gene Ontology annotation, biological process: membrane organization; endoplasmic reticulum tubular network organization. Lineage: Eukaryota; Metazoa; Chordata; Lepidosauria; Squamata; Elapidae. Gene Ontology annotation, cellular component: membrane; endoplasmic reticulum. The record is from RefSeq and is a predicted model, not a curated record.